AUGAGCUCUGACCAUCCCGCCCUCCUCCUCGACCUCCCCCCACAGCACCCGUACUUCCGCAGAGCCCUCCCGCCACAACCCCAGCCGGGCCCGAUGUACCACCGGCCGAUCCACUACGCCUACGACUGGCGGUCACACCCCCAGCCGGCCCUCUUCGCCGGAGCCCUCGCGCCCUCGAGCUGGACCAACGUCGGCCCCUCGUACCCACCCCAGUCGCUCUGGCACCCCGCUGGCCCGCCAGACUUUCUGCUGCCCUUCCACCACUACUCGGCCCGCGGCUGCGACGCCCCAGGUUACUCGUUCUCCCGAUCCGACACCUCGUCUGCCGUCUCACGCGACUCUGACCUUUCUCCCUCGCCCGAGGUUGCGGAGGUUGUCUGCAAUGCACCCCUCGUCGCCCCCAUCCCGCUUCCAUACCACUCCCCGACCUUCCUCCUCUACGACCUCCCCGACGAUGACGAGGACCUCUCCCAUCCGCCGUACACACACCGGCCCCACAAGCGCAAGCGCUCCCGGGAGGAUGACGAAGAUGGUUCUCUAAGCCCGCUUGCGCACCCUGUGCCCGCCAAGCGGCGGCACACCACCCACCCAGAGGGCGGACCACCGAUUUGGGACGGAGCCUGGGCGAGCACCGCGCACUCGGCCGCUGCCCUGCCCGCGCUGCGCCAUCCUGCUGCGGGCUUCUCGCGGCGUAAUCGAGCACGGUAG
Molecule: messenger RNA, 708 nt
Organism: Epithele typhae
Lineage: Eukaryota; Fungi; Basidiomycota; Agaricomycetes; Polyporales; Epitheliaceae
Exons: 2
Coding region: 1-708 (235 amino acids)
Source: RefSeq, a predicted model, not a curated record